GACAAAGGAAACAUAAACUCGAGAAUAAGUACUAGUAUUACCUGUGUAUACACAGUGGUAUACAUAUAUAUGUAUAUGCAUACCAUAAAAUAUGUAAAUAUCAAUUUAUAACCUUAUUUGAUAGAAAUCUAUAAUAUCAGUACAGUAUAUCUUAUCAGUACAUGAUAUGAAAUUAUGCUGUUGAUCUUUUUUAUAUAUUAUUAUCAGGAUUAUAAAAAAUAAAAUAAAAAAUGGAGAAGGUCAAAAAAAUAAAAGUGAAUCAAGCUAUUGAAUUACUUUGGCUAAAUAAGAAAGAUGCGCAGAAGAAGAAGACAAACGGCCAUAAGAUAGGGAAAUCAUUGAAUAUUCACGCUCAAUGUAAAAUUAUGCAUUAUUACAAGAAAAGUAAGAGGCAACAUCCAGCAAGUUCUUCAAAAUACAGGAUACUCUCUGAAAUAAAGUCACAUACGAUUAGAAAAAAUUGGAGUAAAGUUAAAAAUCUAUUUUUAUUAUUACUAAAUUUUUCUAUUGAUAUUGAACCUUUAAUAUGGCGUUAUAGUCUUAUACUUUCAUUAUUUAGCAAUGUCGAUAAUUUAUCUAAUAUUUCCCAACUUUUUGAAACAUGUAUUGGUGCUUCACAUUCUGAUAAAAAUUUAAUACUAAAAAAUUUAUUGUUAUUGCGUCAUAAAUAAACAAAUUUUGUUAUUGUUUAUUUUUACAAAAUUUUAUGUUCACUAAAAAUUAAAAUAAAUUUUUAGCAUAUUAGAUUCAAAAUUAAUAUAAGAAUGCAUCAGCUAAAUGGGAUCACUUAAAUAUCUGCCUUGUUUAUUGUUGUAUGAAAAAUGAAUAAAUUUCACAAGACAAAGUUA
This is a messenger RNA of Bombus huntii, 848 nucleotides long. RefSeq lists its product as uncharacterized. The record is from RefSeq and is a predicted model, not a curated record. The transcript has 4 exons. NCBI's taxonomy places the organism in Eukaryota, Metazoa, Arthropoda, Insecta, Hymenoptera, Apidae. Bases 231 to 671 code for a protein of 146 amino acids.